GCAGCAGCAGUAGCUUAGCGGGAGUAAAUAUGGCCAUGAGGAACGCAUCCCGGGUGGAGGUGGAGGCAGAAGUGGAGGAAGAGGAGAAUUUUGGGCCACAACCAGUUUCCCGCCUAGAGCAAAGUGGCAUCAGCAGCAGUGACAUUAAGAAGCUGGAAGAUGGUGGUUUCCAUACUGUAGAAGCCGUCGCAUAUGCACCCAAGAAAGAACUGCUGAAUAUUAAAGGAAUUAGCGAAGCCAAAGCUGACAAGAUCCUGACAGAAGCUGCUAAAAUGGUUCCCAUGGGCUUCACCACAGCGACUGAGUUUCACCAGCGCAGAGCCGAAAUCAUCCAGAUCUCCACAGGAUCUAAAGAGCUGGAUAAACUCCUGCAGGGAGGAAUCGAGACAGGAUCCAUUACGGAGAUGUUUGGAGAGUUUCGGACAGGAAAGACGCAGCUUUGUCACACACUAGCCGUCACCUGCCAGCUGCCCAUAGAUCAGGGUGGAGGUGAAGGAAAAGCCAUGUACAUUGACACUGAAGGAACUUUCCGUCCAGAGAGACUGCUGGCUGUGGCUGAACGGUAUGGUCUGGUGGGCAGUGAUGUUCUGGAUAACGUGGCCUACGCCAGAGCCUUCAACACUGACCAUCAAACACAGCUGCUGUAUCAGGCCUCCGCUAUGAUGACCGAGUCCAGAUACGCUCUGCUGAUAGUAGACAGCGCCACAGCUCUCUACAGGACAGAUUACUCGGGACGAGGGGAGCUGUCUGCCCGACAGGGGCAUCUGGGACGCUUUCUGCGUAUGCUGCUGCGUCUCGCUGAUGAGUUUGGUGUGGCUGUCGUCAUCACUAACCAGGUUGUAGCACAGGUGGACGGAGCAGCCAUGUUUUCAGCAGAUCCCAAGAAGCCUAUUGGUGGAAAUAUUCUGGCACACGCAUCAACUACACGGUUAUACCUUAGGAAAGGCAGAGGUGAGACGAGGAUAUGUAAGAUCUAUGACUCUCCGUGUUUACCAGAGGCCGAGGCCAUGUUUGCCAUUAAUGCUGAUGGAGUGGGAGAUGCUAAAGACUGAAGAAAUGGAGAGUAGAGGGUCUGUCGGCCAUGUAUACCAGACCAUCAAGAAAAGACUGCUGUUUAGUCUGGAUUAUUAUAAAAAAAAAAAAGAGAUAUUUUGAAUGAAAGAAAAAAACCCUUGAGGGUGAAAUUUGUGGUUUAUUUACAUGUAUGCAGAUUGAUGCAUCUGAAAACAUUUGAGCUGGUGUAAUUAUUCACUCUUUACUGUGAUGUAAGCCUCUUUACUAUGUUAUUUACAUCUUUUUUUAUGUUUGUUUGUCUGUGUGGACUUUUUCCUUGUGUAUAUAAAAGUACUCAUAAUUAAAGUGUUUUAUCUGUUAAACUAA
Danio rerio (zebrafish) is the source of this 1380-nucleotide messenger RNA. It is a transcript of the gene rad51, whose product is annotated as RAD51 recombinase. The record is from RefSeq and is marked validated. Gene Ontology annotation, molecular function: double-stranded DNA binding; ATP-dependent DNA damage sensor activity; ATP-dependent activity, acting on DNA. NCBI's taxonomy places the organism in Eukaryota, Metazoa, Chordata, Actinopteri, Cypriniformes, Danionidae. Gene Ontology annotation, cellular component: nucleus; chromosome. Gene Ontology annotation, biological process: DNA repair; DNA metabolic process; double-strand break repair via homologous recombination.